UAAGAAAACAUGAAGAAGGCUUGCUAAUUGCAACCUCCUCAUCAUUGUAUAUUGCUGAUGUUUGAUAUCAGAGAAGUUGAAGUGGAUUCUUGAAUUUUCCAUUCAGCUAUUCUCUCUUCAUUUUCUUCUUAGGCUUGCGAGUUUCUGGUGAUCACUGCAGUUGUUGAAACAAUUUAAUGGCAGCUGAAUGUUCAAUUUAUGACCACAACAACUAUAGAAACGUGCGUGGAUGAGCGAUCUGUAGAAGAAAGGGCAAUAGAUGAUUGGCUUCCAAUCACUUCUUCAAGGACAGCAAAAUGGUGGUAUUCAGCUUUCCACAAUGUCACUGCUAUUGUCGGAGCUGGAGUUCUUGGUCUCCCUUAUGCCAUGUCUGAACUCGGAUGGGGACCUGGAGUGGCAGUCUUGGUCGUAUCAUGGAUCGUCACUCUCUACUCUUUGUGGCAAAUGGUAGAGAUGCACGAAGUCGUGCCUGGAAAACGUUUCGACAGGUAUCACGAGCUUGGACAGCAUGCUUUUGGUGAAAAGCUCGGUUUGUGGAUUGUGGUGCCUCAGCAGCUAAUCGUAGAAGUUGGAGUCGACAUAGUCUACAUGAUUACGGGAGGCCAAUCGCUCAAGAAAUUCCACGAUUUGGUUUGCGAUGAUUGCAAAGAUAUCAAGCUUACUUACUUUAUCAUGAUCUUUGCCUCUGUCCACUUUGUACUCUCCCAACUUCCCAGCUUCAAUUCAAUCUCCGGUGUGUCCUUGGCAGCAGCAAUUAUGUCCUUGAGUUACUCUACAAUUGCAUGGGGUGCAUCAGUCGACAGGGGCGUGCAACCAGACGUGCAAUAUGGGUAUAAAUCAAAGAGUACCGCUGGUACUAUUUUUAACUUCUUCAGUGGGCUGGGCAGUGUCGUUUUUGCCUACGGUGGUCACAAUGUCGUGAUGGAAAUUCAAGCUACUAUGCCUUCAACAAGGGAGAAGCCUUCCAAGAAACCUAUGUGGAGGGGAGUUGUUGUUGCUUAUAUAGUCGUUGCCAUCUGCUAUCUCCCUGUCGCACUUAUUGGAUACUGGAUGUUUGGCAAUGAAGUAAAGGAAAAUAUUCUCAUCACAUUACAGAAGCCUAAAUGGCUCAUUGCCAUGGCUAACAUGUUUGUUGUGGUUCAUCUCAUUGGAAGCUAUCAGGUGUAUGCAAUGCCGGUUUUUGACAUGAUGGAAACUGUGCUUGUAAAGAAACUCGAUUUCAGCCCAACAUGGUAUUUGCGCCUUAUCUCAAGGACUAUCUAUGUUGCUUUUACAAUGUUUAUUGCCAUCACUUUCCCUUUCUUUAAUGGGCUUCUUGGAUUUUUCGGAGGAUUUGCUUUUGCGCCAACCACAUACUUUCUUCCCUGCAUCAUAUGGCUUGCUAUCUGCAAACCAAGGAGAUUCAGCUUAUCUUGGUUCGCGAAUUGGGUUUGCAUAAUCUUUGGGGUCAUUCUGACGGUUGUUGGACCCAUUGGAGGGUUGAGGCAAAUUAUACUUCAAGCAAAAACCUAUAAGUUUUAUGUAUAAGCACAGAUGGCGCUGGGUUGCUGCCAAUUUUCUGUCAACAAUUGUUCUUG
Messenger RNA from Sesamum indicum (sesame), 1577 nucleotides. Lineage: Eukaryota; Viridiplantae; Streptophyta; Magnoliopsida; Lamiales; Pedaliaceae. The record is from RefSeq and is a predicted model, not a curated record.